Psilocybe cubensis is the source of this 342-nucleotide messenger RNA. RefSeq lists its product as uncharacterized. The record is from RefSeq and is a predicted model, not a curated record. Gene Ontology annotation, cellular component: fungal-type cell wall. Gene Ontology annotation, molecular function: structural constituent of cell wall. The coding region runs from base 1 to 342 and encodes 113 amino acids. The transcript is spliced from 4 exons. NCBI's taxonomy places the organism in Eukaryota, Fungi, Basidiomycota, Agaricomycetes, Agaricales, Agrocybaceae.
AUGCAAAUCAACGUCCGAGUCAUCAUCUCUGCUCUGUCGUUGGCCAGCCUUGCAGCUGCCAACCCGGUUCCCAGAAACGAACCUACCGGUCAAUGCAAUACAGGAGAGCUACAAUGCUGCAACAGCGUUCAAGCUGCUAAUAGUAGUGGUGCCACUUCCCUCCUGGGCCCUCUCGGAAUUGUCCUCGGUGAUGUUACGGCCCUUGUUGGCAUCAACUGCAGCCCCAUCUCCGUUGUUGGUGUUGUUGGAAACUCCUGCAAUACUCAGCCUGUCUGCUGCACCGACAACAGCUUCAACGGACUUGUUUCUCUUGGGUGCACUCCCAUUAACCUCAACUUGUAA